AUGGCAUUGACUAGUGGUAACGAUUUCUUGGAACGGUCAGCUGGAGCUAAAUUUUCGCUAUUACCGUAUUUACCAAUACGCAAUCUGUUUUGUGGCUCUGUAGGCGGCAGCGUUGGUAAAUCUGAUGGUGAAGUGGAAUUUGGUUCUAUUAAAUAUUUCCUCUUAUGUGGUCUGGGUGGGGUAAUCUCAUGUGGUAUUACACAUACAGCUAUUGUCCCACUUGAUCUUGUCAAAUGUCGAAUACAGGUAAAUCCUGAAAAAUAUAAAGGAAUUAUACAAGGCUUCCGGAUUACAGUGGAAGAAGAAGGAUUUCGUGCUUUGGCGAAGGGAUGGGCACCAACAUUAGUUGGUUAUUCUCUCCAAGGACUGGGAAAAUUCGGUUUUUACGAGAUGUUUAAGAUUUUCUAUAGUGAUAUGCUGGGUGAGGAAUUGUCAUAUCAGUGGCGUACAAGUUUGUAUUUGGGUGCAUCUGCGUCUGCAGAAUUUUUCGCCGAUAUGUUAUUGGCACCAAUGGAAGCUACGAAGGUUCGCGUGCAGACAUCUGUAGGUGCUCCGCCAACGCUUCGAGGUUGUACACCAAUGAUAUACAGAAAUGAAGGAAUGACAGGCUUUUACAAAGGUCUUCCACCACUUUGGAUGCGCCAAAUACCUUACACCAUGAUGAAAUUUGCCUGUUUUGAACGUACAGUGGAAGUAUUAUACAAGUAUGUGGUGCCCAAACCACGUUCCGAGUGCACGAAGCAAGAACAGUUGGUAGUCACGUUUGUGGCGGGAUAUAUUGCUGGUGUGUUCUGUGCCAUUGUUUCUCAUCCAGCGGACACAAUUGUUAGCAAACUAAACCAAGACUCUGGCUCUUCCGCGGGUGCAGUCGCUAGAAAAUUGGGUUUCAUGGGUCUCUGGAAAGGACUUUUACCUCGCAUUAUAAUGAUAGGAACACUUACGGCAUUACAGUGGUUUAUCUAUGAUUCCGUGAAAGUGUAUUUUAAAUUGCCACGUCCACCACCACCAGAAAUGCCGCUUUCGUUACGCAAAAAGCUGGAAGCAGCUGGAAAAUUAUAG
Messenger RNA from Cercopithifilaria johnstoni, 1059 nucleotides. The record is from the annotation of a GenBank genome assembly. NCBI's taxonomy places the organism in Eukaryota, Metazoa, Nematoda, Chromadorea, Rhabditida, Onchocercidae.